Molecule: messenger RNA, 636 nt
Organism: Arachis stenosperma
Lineage: Eukaryota; Viridiplantae; Streptophyta; Magnoliopsida; Fabales; Fabaceae
Product: glycosyl hydrolase 5 family protein-like
Exons: 1
Coding region: 1-636 (211 amino acids)
Source: RefSeq, a predicted model, not a curated record
AUGGCAAAAUCUUCUUUGCUACUAUUGAUCAUGAUUACCCUAUUCAUAAUUUUACAAGCUGUGUUCGCAUCACAUUCAUUUUCUUAUCCUCUCUCAGUCAAGAAUAGAAGGAUUGUUGAAGAAAACACAGGGAAACGUGUGAAGCUAAGAUGUGCAAAUUGGCCAGCACACUUGAGUGUAAUGUUGGCAGAGGGUUUGAACAAACAAACUCUAAGCAACAUUGUCACCAACAUUUCUUCUUUUGGCCUUAAUUGCGUUCGUCUCACUUGGGCAACCUUCAUGUUUACUCGUCACUCUAACCAAACCAUUUUACAAACCCUUGAUGCUUUGAAAUUGGAAGAGACCAAAUUAGGGAUCAUGAAGUAUAACAAUGAUUUCCUGAACAUGACUCAUCCUCAAGCCUAUGCUUUUGUUGUUAAACAACUUUUCAGUGCCAACAUUAUGGUUGUCGCCGAUAACCACGUCAGCAAGGCGAAAUGGUGUUGCAACUACAACGACAGCAAUGGUUUCUUUGGAGACUCACAUUUUGAUCCUGAUGAGUGGGUGCAGGGACACAUUUUGGCAGCUCAACUUUUCAAGAAUUUACCCAAUGUGAGUAUCGAUAUUAAUAUUUAUAACUUAGAAGACAGAAGGUAA